AUGGAAUUAAGUAAUACAAGCACAAGUGCUUCAAAAGGAGGACUUGAAUUUUUAAUGACAGAUCCAGGAGUUCGAGAACAAGUUAUUCCAGCAAUGGCAAUGUCAGACCUUAAAUUGGAUUUAGGAAUAGAUUUUGGAAUUGGAACUUCAUUUACUGUUAAAGGGAUAGAAACUGAACAUAAUUUUAUUGUUAAAGGAGUUUAUGAAAAAUUUUGGCGAGAUUAUUUUGAAUUAGCACGCAUUAAUGGGGAAGAGAUUAAUGAAAAGAAAAUGAAAAAGAUGAAACAAGUUGUGGAUGAAAGUUUGGAUGAUGAAAGUAAUUUUAAUUAAAAAUAACAGAAUAAUAGCGUAAAUAACCCGAAAACUUUUGUGUUUGAGGGAUAAAAACCAAAUCCUCCAAACGCCGCGAAAGACCCCCCACAACAAGUG
Molecule: messenger RNA, 429 nt
Organism: Meloidogyne enterolobii
Lineage: Eukaryota; Metazoa; Nematoda; Chromadorea; Rhabditida; Meloidogynidae
Source: the annotation of a GenBank genome assembly